AUGCAACUCCUGGCUCGAAGACCACCCUAUAGACAACCACACAAUAUUGUCCCUCCGUGGGAUGACUUCGAUAUCAUGAAAUCCGCGACCGAGGUCCUUGAGCAGCACCUCCAGCCUAUUCCGGUCGAGCUCCAGCCUUGGGCUUGGAAGAACUGGGUGCAAUGGCAUGCACUUGCGGUCUUGCUUGCGGAACUGAUGGUACGACCUCAAGAACCGUCAUCUGACCGAUCAUACAUUAUCGCAACACAAAGUUUCCGGCAUUAUGCGCGACUAGUAGCGGAUUCAGAGUCUGGACUGCUGUGGAAGCCCAUCGCGAAGCUAAUGCGACGGGUACAGAGAUUGAGAAAGACUCCAGAUACUGCUGGGAACAAGAAUCUCGCGAUCGGAACAGAGACAGUUUUUCCUGUACCGAUUGUGACAGAGCAGACCUGCUCUUCUACUUCCAACAAUGACUUGUUUGAUCUCUCAAACUGGGGUAUGAACGAAGAUGAUUUGAAUGUGCCUUUCUUAGGUCUGGAAGAUCAUGUCAGACCUCAAUACAACGAUAACGAAGACGGAAACGAGACACCGUGGCUGGCGUGGGAUAACUUCGUCCGAGACAUCAACUUCUCGCCACCUUAA
Molecule: messenger RNA, 621 nt
Organism: Alternaria arborescens
Lineage: Eukaryota; Fungi; Ascomycota; Dothideomycetes; Pleosporales; Pleosporaceae
Exons: 1
Coding region: 1-621 (206 amino acids)
Source: RefSeq, a predicted model, not a curated record